AUGAUUGAAGAUAAAGAAGAAGAAGUAAGAGAGAGGAAAGCCUCACGGAAUAACAUACAUAGAGUAAGAGUUUUAAAAGGACCUGGUAGGGCAGUCCGGGCCCCACCAGGUACAAAAUACCGCGUAUAUGGACUUGCAGUGAUGUCUGGUGAAAAUAAUGCCAGUCGUUCGAACUCUACCGAAGCCACACACACUGUUUAUGUUUCUCUCCCCGAUGCGGAAGAGACAAGUGUACCGGGAACGACAUUAUCUUCCACAACUGCAGAUGUUCUUACAUCCACAACUACUGCUGCUGGUGCUGGUGGUGUUACUACUAGUGUGGCUCUUGAUGGAUUUCGAACUGUACGGGAGUAUGAUUGUAUGGUGAAUAGUGUCUUAACAUUGCCAUUAGGGGAUUCCUUAGAAGAACGUGGUAGUGUGCGUGGAUAUACAUGGAGUGGAACUGUGCCAUUUCAUUUACGGCCUUUUCUUUGGCGAUUACUCUGUGGACACAUGCCCGCCGCCCCGGCUUCGCUCUCACGUCAACAGGCGGAGUUGCGACGUAAACGAGAGGAAUAUGAUAACUUUGUAGCUAAAUACUAUAAAAUUAGCAUUACGGACUUUUUGCAGCCAAGUACACUACAAGGAAGAGGAGGAAGAGAAGGUCUUUCUCGAUUUCAAGAAAGAGGACAAGAGACAUUGAUUUCAAAACAACCUAAUAUUACUAGUACAGUUAGUAAUAGUAAUAAUACUGGUAAUAUGAGUAGUAGUAGUGGUAGUUCAGCAGCAGAGGAAUCCUCCAUAAUGGCAAGAAGGAAAAAAAUGAUGAUGAUGAUGAUAACACCAGAUGAACAGGCUAUUCUCUCACAAAUUGCAUUAGAUCUUCCGCGUCACUCACAUGCUUUAUUUCACCAUACAGAGACGGCCUCAGCACUUGCACGUUGUUUAUUUCUUUGGUCACGACGGUACCCUGCGGUUGGAUAUGUACAGGGUAUUGAUGAUAUUAUGGUUGUUUUCUUCUUUGUCUUUCUUAGUGGAGCCAUUAAUGAACGAAAUAUUCAAAUUAGGCGAAACGAGCGGGAUAAUAAUAAUAAUAAUAAUAAUAAUAAUAAUAACAACAACAAUAACACCAAUGAUAAUGCAGCAGAUAAAAACACUAGUAGUGGUAGUAGUAGUAGUAGUAGUAGUAGUAGUACCACGAAAGAGAAUACCAAUAGUAACACCAUUAUGAAUAAGGGGAUAGAAAAUCGAUGGAUAUCCGCAAAUGUAGUUUUCACACGAGAUGUGAAGGAAUUAGAUGCUGCUUUACAUCAUCUUCCAGAGGAGUUAUUUCGUGCAGCUGAGGCGGAUACUUACUUUUGCGGAGGCUUUUUUCUAUCAUGGCUACAAGAUAAUUUUAUUCAAGGACAAUCUGGUAUUCUUCGUAGUAUGGCAUUAGUAGAAAAGGUAUUGGAAAAGUCUGAUUCUGAUAUCUUGGAUUCUAUCUUCUCUCAUGGUAUUACGUUAGUGGAUUGCUGUUUUCAAUGGGUUCAUUGUCUCCUCGCUCGGGAACUUCCACUGGAAAUAAUUGUUCUCUUGUGGGAAAAGUAUUUGGCAAUGGGGAAUAGUGAGACCGUUAUGGACUUUCACGCCUACAUCUGUGUAGCCCUAUUAAUACAAUUACGAGAUAAACUAUUGGGAAAACCAGUAGAUGUGGUGAUUCAGUUGUUAAAGGAUCCAUUAGGUGUACGGAUCAAACCGGAAGAAAAACGAUUAGGUGGAAAUGAUGGUGUUUAUGAUCGUCGUUGGCUGGAGGAACUCGUCACAGUGGCAUCACGACUCUUUCGAGAAUACCCUGUCUCUUCACUGGCGUGA
Messenger RNA from Trypanosoma theileri, 1833 nucleotides. Its product is annotated as putative TBC1 domain family member 22A. Gene Ontology annotation, molecular function: GTPase activator activity. Gene Ontology annotation, biological process: activation of GTPase activity. The coding region runs from base 1 to 1833 and encodes 610 amino acids. NCBI's taxonomy places the organism in Eukaryota, Euglenozoa, Kinetoplastea, Trypanosomatida, Trypanosomatidae. The record is from RefSeq and is a predicted model, not a curated record. The transcript has a single exon.